This is a messenger RNA of Protobothrops mucrosquamatus (brown spotted pit viper), 885 nucleotides long. It is a transcript of the gene PRELID1, whose product is annotated as PRELI domain containing 1. Gene Ontology annotation, biological process: phospholipid transport. Gene Ontology annotation, molecular function: phosphatidic acid transfer activity. Gene Ontology annotation, cellular component: mitochondrial intermembrane space. Bases 43 to 672 code for a protein of 209 amino acids. The record is from RefSeq and is a predicted model, not a curated record. NCBI's taxonomy places the organism in Eukaryota, Metazoa, Chordata, Lepidosauria, Squamata, Viperidae. The transcript has 5 exons.
UCCUCCUCUGCGUCUCCCGCAGGAUCGGUGACCGCGGAGCUGAUGGGGAAGUACUUCCUGACCCUGAGCGUCCUGAAAGGGCCUUGGGACCAAGUCUUCACCGCCUUUUGGCAGCGCUACCCGAACCCUUACAGCAAGCAUGUCCUAACGGAAGAUAUCUUGCACCGAGAGGUGACUGAUGAUCAGAAACUGCUUUCCAGGAGGCUCCUAACCAAAACCAACCGGAUGCCCCGCUGGGCAGAGCACUUCUUUCCAUCUAAUGUUGGCCGCCAUGUCUAUAUCCUAGAAGAUUCCAUUGUGGACCUACAGAAUCGAACCAUGACCACAUUCACCUGGAAUAUUAAUCAUGCACGUCUUAUGGUAGUGGAGGAGCGAUGUGUUUACAAAGAGAACCCAGAAAACAGUAGCUGGACAGAAGUCAAACGGGAAGCCUGGGUCUCUUCCCGUCUCUUUGGCGUUUCUCGUGCUAUCCAGGAAUUUGGCUUGGCUAGAUUCAAGAGCAAUGUGACCAAGACUACCAAAGGUUUUGAAUAUGUGCUGGCCAAAAUGCAAGGUGACGCACCAUCUAAGACACUAGUGGAAACUGCCAAGGAGACCGCUUUGGCAGUUACUGAGAAGGCAAAAGACUUUGCUGGCAAGGCAGCUACUACAAAAAAGCAACAGUAUGUGUGAGAAAAGUUUUCCCACUGAACGGAACUAGAAUGCCACUGGCACAGGGUGGUAUAAUAAUACUGGAAGGUUCACUUUAACUUAAGCUUCCCUUCCUUUGGGACUUGACCAGAAUGUCUGUAGAUUUUAUGUUUUUUUUUAUUGAGACUGUACAAAUCUGACAAUCAUCUUCUUUCUUAAAGGUGUAAUUAUCAUUAAAACCAUAGACUUCAAUUU